GCGGAGACGGCGGCCAAUAGGAUCUGCAAGGUGUUGGCUGUCAACCAGGAGAAUGAGCAGCUGAUGGAGGACUACGAGAAGCUGGCUAGUGACCUCUUGGAGUGGAUCCGGCGCACCAUCCCGUGGCUGGAGAACCGUGCUCCAGAGAACACCAUGCAGGCGAUGCAGCAGAAGCUGGAGGACUUCAGGGACUAUCGGCGUCAACACAAACCCCCAAAGGUCCAGGAGAAGUGCCAGCUGGAGAUCAACUUCAACACCCUGCAGACCAAGCUGAGGCUGAGCAACAGGCCUGCCUUCAUGCCCUCUGAGGGAAGAUGGUGUCGGACGUGUCUAACGCGUGGGGCGGCCUGGAGGGGGCGGAGAAGGGUUAUGAGGAGUGGCUCCUUAACGAGAUACGUCGGCUGGAGAGACUCGACCACCUGGCGGAGAAGUUCCGUCAGAAAGCAGCCAUCCACGAAGCCUGGACGGAAGGUAAGGAGGAGAUGCUGCAGGCGCGGGACUUUGAGACGGCCUCUGUCUGAGAUCAAGGCUCUGCUGAAGAAACACGAGGCCUUCGAGAGCGACCUGGCCGCGCACCAGGACCGCGUAGAGCAGAUAGCUGCCAUCGCUCAGGAGUUAAAGUAA
Messenger RNA from Oncorhynchus keta (chum salmon), 624 nucleotides. RefSeq names its product alpha-actinin-1-like. The annotation marks the transcript as partial. Gene Ontology annotation, biological process: actin cytoskeleton organization; muscle cell development. NCBI's taxonomy places the organism in Eukaryota, Metazoa, Chordata, Actinopteri, Salmoniformes, Salmonidae. Gene Ontology annotation, molecular function: actin filament binding. The transcript has 5 exons. The record is from RefSeq and is a predicted model, not a curated record. Gene Ontology annotation, cellular component: Z disc; stress fiber; plasma membrane.